Messenger RNA from Lutzomyia longipalpis, 1791 nucleotides. It is a transcript of the gene Hr51, whose product is annotated as photoreceptor-specific nuclear receptor. The record is from RefSeq and is a predicted model, not a curated record. Gene Ontology annotation, molecular function: zinc ion binding; RNA polymerase II cis-regulatory region sequence-specific DNA binding; nuclear receptor activity. Gene Ontology annotation, biological process: positive regulation of transcription by RNA polymerase II; cell differentiation; anatomical structure development. The transcript is spliced from 7 exons. Bases 70 to 1725 code for a protein of 551 amino acids. NCBI's taxonomy places the organism in Eukaryota, Metazoa, Arthropoda, Insecta, Diptera, Psychodidae.
GGAAGCUUGAAAGCUUUGAAAAGGGUUUUCUUUACAUAGUCUUUGUGCUUUAGUGGUGUGUUGGAAAUCAUGGAAAUUUCAACAAAUAAUAUCCCCGAUGGACAAGAUCACAGAGGAAGCUCCCCAGGAUCAUGCUUCCCGACGCCACCGAGCCACUUGAUGCCGUGGCAUCCACCGCCGAAUGGAAAUGCCGCCGGAAAUGGUGGUGGAAAUGGCACAGGGGCAAUUCACGACGGCAACGGAAAUACAGUAAUGCCGGGAAAUGGGAGGAAAAUUCAAAAUAUGAGUCUCGUGUGCGUCGUGUGUGGGGACACGAGCUCUGGCAAACACUACGGCAUCCUAGCCUGCAAUGGUUGUUCAGGAUUCUUCAAGCGCAGCGUCCGACGGAAACUAAUCUACAGAUGCCAAGCAGGGACAGGACGUUGUGUAGUGGACAAGGCUCACAGGAAUCAAUGUCAGGCGUGUCGGUUGAAAAAGUGCCUCCAAAUGGGCAUGAACAAGGAUGCUGUACAGAAUGAGCGACAACCACGGAAUACAGCCACAAUUCGUCCGGAAGCCCUUCGGGAUAUGGAGCAGGGACAUGCCCUCAGGGAGGCUGCUGUAGCUGUUGGGGUGUUCAGUCCGCCCGUUUCGCUGCUACCAUCCAAUCGCUACGGUCCAGGACUUCUAACUCCUCCAGCACUCAAUGCAAUGCCCGUGAGCACCUUGUUCCAGAAUCCAUCGACAUUCCCAUUGACGAAUAGUAUUGCUGCCCAUCACCAUGGAUCCCCUCUGGGGGCAUCUGGUGCAUCUCUCGGUGGUGGUGGCAUCAUGAGAACAGGUAGCAGCAACAGCAAUCACGAGAGUGUCUGCCCAAUGAAUGCCUCAACAACUUCCAGCAACAAUUCCCAGCCAGGAGCCUCACCGCCGCUGAGUAAUUCAACAAAAGAGAAUAACCGCGUGGAGAAUUGCGUGAAGGUACCUCCGGAAUCAGCAAAGAGUAUGUCUUCGGUGGGUUCUGUGAGUCCAAUUCCCUCCAACGACAACGAUGAGGACUCAAUCGAUGUAACCAACGACGAGGAAACCGACCGUUCACCCAAUGCACCUUCAAUGCACUGCUUGAUGCCACCGAAGUUCUAUGGCCAUCCACAGGAGACGAUUUUCGAGACAAGUGCUCGACUCCUCUUCAUGGCAGUUAAGUGGGCAAAGAAUCUCCCAAGUUUCGCAAGUCUCCCAUUUAGGGAUCAAGUAAUCUUGCUGGAAGAAUCCUGGGCUGAACUCUUCCUCCUCAACUCCAUUCAGUGGUGCAUGCCACUGGAUACAGCUAGCUGCUCUCUCUUCUCCUCCGCUGAGCACUGUGCCAAUCUCACAAAUCCCGGCGUCAUGAAGCAAACUCAAGUAGCACAGGAUGUCCGGACACUCCAUGACACUCUAUGCCGCUUCAAGUCUGUCCUUGUGGACCCAGCUGAAUUCGCCUGCCUCAAGGCGAUUGUUCUCUUCCGCUCUGAGACGCGCGGCUUGAAGGAUCCGGCUCAGAUUGAGAAUCUUCAGGAUCAGGCACAAGUUAUGCUGGCCCAGCACUGUCGUAGUCAAUUCCCCGGACAAAUUGCACGCUUCGGGCGGCUACUGCUGAUGCUGCCACUCUUGCGGACAAUUCAUUCGCACAAAAUCGAGUCACUCUACUUCCAGCGAACCAUUGGCAAUACGCCCAUGGAGAAGGUUCUCUGUGAUAUGUACAAGAAUUAGAAUAACACAUUAGUGCAGUAAAUCCAUGUAAUGUCUGGUCAGUAGAAAAUAAAAUUUGGUGAAAAU